This is a messenger RNA of Wasmannia auropunctata (little fire ant), 2280 nucleotides long. RefSeq lists its product as uncharacterized. The coding region runs from base 370 to 1737 and encodes 455 amino acids. NCBI's taxonomy places the organism in Eukaryota, Metazoa, Arthropoda, Insecta, Hymenoptera, Formicidae. Gene Ontology annotation, cellular component: lysosome. The record is from RefSeq and is a predicted model, not a curated record. Gene Ontology annotation, biological process: proteolysis. Gene Ontology annotation, molecular function: cysteine-type peptidase activity. The transcript is spliced from 8 exons.
UAUACAGAUUAUGUAAACUCGCGAGCGCGGCGCCGCGCGUCCCCGUGCGACUCCUCGACUAUAUAAUUUCUAAUCGGUUUUUCUUUAAUCUUUUAAGAAAGACUUGUUAACUUGUUUAAUCAGACAGGUUGGGAAAUUAAAAGUAAUUGAACUUUGUUCAUCAACAUCAUGCCUAUUUUUUUUUUACGCAAAACGCUUAUUUCUAAAGAAUUCUGCGUAUGUCUGUGUGUGCAUUUGGAUUCUAGCGAAGUGCAUGUGCGUAUUUAAAUUGUAUUAAGUACUAUCGUCUGGAAAAUCGGUAUCGUUACGCAAGCGUGUGCGCCUGUCCGAACUCAGGAAGCUGAAAUCAUGAUCCUCGUUCCAGUCUGAAUGUGGACCGCACACUGCCAAAAUUUAGUGUUCAUCGCCUUUGUGUUCUUACCCUCCGUCGUGAGAGGCAUCCCGGAUUAUUCUGGACUGCCAUCGGGACCGUACUGCGCCGGGAGGUAUCCCGGAGGCGGUUGCUGCCCAGGACGACGGGAUGAAUGCAGCGCGCCGAUCCUCAAGACGCUGUGUUACUGCGACGAUUUCUGUGACCGAUCUCGCGAGGAGGACUGCUGUCCGGAUUACUGGUAUCAUUGCAGAGGGAUCGUGCCAAACGUCACAACGACGACCGAAGCCACCUGGCCGCCUGACGAGCUAAGGAGAUGCUUCUUCCAGGGAAGAUUGUACGAUUACGGGCAAACGUUAAAAGAUAAUUGUAACACAUGCAAGUGCUCCUCGCUCGGCAAGCGCGCCGAGGUGCUCUGCGAGAAGAAUCGCUGCCUGAUUGAGCCGGAAUUAAUGGACGAGCUGAAUCUGCAAGGGUCCACCCUGGGAUGGCAAGCGGGCAAUUAUUCCGAAUUCUGGGGAAGGACACUUCGCGACGGUCUGGAGCUUCGUCUGGGCACUCUCAGUCCCUCACAAUCCGUGCGUAAAAUGAACCCGGUGCGACGUAUUUACGACCCGGACGCGCUGCCGCGGGAGUUCGACUGCAGGACGCGCUGGCCGCGCGAUAUAUCCGGCGUCCAAGAUCAAGGGUGGUGCGGCGCGUCCUGGGCCGUGUCCACGGCCGACGUCGCGACCGACAGGUACUCGAUCAUGAGCAAAGGCGCCGAGAACGCGGAGCUGAGCGCCCAGCAUCUGCUCUCUUGCAACAACAGGGGACAACAAGGCUGCAGAGGCGGCUACCUCGACCGCGCUUGGCUCUUCAUGAGAAAAUUCGGACUGGUGGACGAGGAGUGUUAUCCUUGGACCGGUAAGAACGGUCAUUGCAAGCUACGUAAGAGAAGCAACCUAAAGGCCGCCGGUUGUCAGAAUCCACCGAACCCGCUGAGAACAGAAUUGUACAAGGUCGGGCCGGCCUACCGCCUGGGCAACGAGACUGACAUUAUGCAGGAGAUCCUGACCUCUGGACCCGUGCAAGCUACCAUGAGAGUCUACCAGGACUUCUUCGUUUACCAGGGCGGAGUAUACAGGCACUUGCAAAGCGAGUGGAAGCAAAAGGAAUUGGACGAUUCCGAUUCCGGUUAUCACUCGGUGAGAAUAAUCGGUUGGGGCGAGAAGAAGUCUUAUCGUGGUCCACCGCUCAAGUAUUGGCUGGUCGUGAACUCAUGGGGAUACAACUGGGGCGAGAACGGGCUCUUCAAGAUCCAAAGGGGAACGAACGAGUGCGAGAUCGAGUCGUACGUGCUGGCGGUAUGGGCCAAGACGAUAUAAGGAAAGAAAUAAGAUAAAACGAAAAUUUAAAAAAAAACGAAAGAAACGAGGAAAAUGCCAAAGUACUAGAAUAUCCGAUUGUCAUAAUCACUAUUGGUGCAUUUAUUGAAUCUCCGUCGUCGGUCCGUCGUCGUGCGCAAUGCUGCCGAUUGCCAUCGGGGACGAUGAACGAUACACACAUCGAUAUUCGAAAGUAUGUGAUCCAGUGCUUCCGUACGUGCCUUAUUACACGCAGGAUCGGAAGGGGGGAGGGGAGGAAGAAACGGGAGGGGGACAGAGCUAUUUAGAAAUAUUUAAUAUUAAGUACGUGGAUCGUCGAAAAAAGAAAGUGUCGUCAUUAUUUUCUCAUUAUUUGUAGACAACAAUAAUCGUUUUACAUAUAGAAACGCGCACGCCGUUACGCACGCGUCGAUAAUCGAUAAUGCUAUAGCAAAAGUCAUGUCUCUCUCACACGUAACAUCAUCAUCCAUGUGUCGUGGUGACUUCGACGUGUAAGAAGUACUAAACUGCCAAGUGCUUGAAAUAAAUUUUGUAAGUACGUAA